AGGAGCAAACAAAAACAGACAACCCAAUGUCGGUCUACCAUAGACAUUCCGAUCAUUGAUCCAUGUUAUUUACAUAUACGCGAGAGUAAACAAUAUUUAAGUGAUAAUUAAAUUACUAAUAAUUUCGCCAAACAAUAACAAUGGUCGGGUGCGUCUUGGUAGUUUAAAUAGUGAAUUUUAAAACAAUUGCUUACAUCAAAAUCUAUCAUGAAUUUGUCUGCAAUCAGACUAGUGACGUUCGAUGUUACCGGGACGCUUUUAAAACUACGCUCGGCACCCGGUCAGCAAUAUGGUGAAAUUGGCGCUAUGUACGGGGUGGUUGCCGACAAUAAUCUAUUGAAUAAAAAUUUCAAAAAUCAGUUCAAACGGAUGGUCAAAGAAGAACCGAAUUUUGGAUUGAAAUCUGGACUCGGAUGGGAAUCAUGGUGGAAAACUGUUAUAAGAGAAACGUUCAAGGCGUCAAAGUUUCAAUUGAAAGACGAAAAACUCGAUAGAAUUGCCGACCACUUAUUGGAAAUGUAUAAAACUUCAGCCUGUUGGCAACACGCCUACGGAGUACCCGGUAUAUUGUCCUACAUUCGCAACAAAAAAAUUCCCAUGGGCGUUAUCAGCAAUUUCGAUCCCAGAUUAGAAGCGAUUUUGAUAAACACCAAGUUGAAACACUAUUUUGAAUUUUUGCUCACAUCUUAUGAGAAUGGAUUUGAGAAACCAGACAAGAGAAUCUUCGACUUGGCUCUGGAAAAAUCUAAUCUGACUAAUUUGAAACCAGAAGAAUGUCUGCAUAUUGGGGAUAAGCCUCACUUGGAUUAUGCAGCUGCCAAAAAUGCCGGGUGGAAUGCUUUCGUCAUAAACGAUGGUGAUUUUAAAAGCUUCAAGGAGAAAUAUCCGGAAUUGAACCAGGAGCAUUAUUUCAGCAGUGCCUAUCAGCUACAUAUCACUUUUUUGAGGAAUUCGGGCGAUAAAUUGUCCACCGCCGAACAAGACCUCAACUAAAUAAGUUAACUUAUACCUAUGUUUAUUUGAUAAUACAUUUAUUUUUUAUUGAACGUAUUUCAUCCAUUAAUUACUUUAGAUUUCUACAAAUUGUUAUAAAUAAUAGGGGUCGCCGAGUUUCC
Ceutorhynchus assimilis (cabbage seed weevil) is the source of this 1115-nucleotide messenger RNA. The record is from the annotation of a GenBank genome assembly. NCBI's taxonomy places the organism in Eukaryota, Metazoa, Arthropoda, Insecta, Coleoptera, Curculionidae.